GCCCCGCCCGCCACUGCCGGCACGAGCCGCUGCCGUUGGCCGCGCGGAGCCGCUGCCCGCACCCAUGGCGGGACCGGCCGGGCUGCUGCAGCUCGCCGCCGCGCUCGCGCUGGCCGCGGGCGCGCGGACGGGCGGAGCGGCGGCGCGGACAGAGCCUGCUCCACCCUACUCCAGCAGCGACAUUGUUCAUCCCAUCAAGGUUGACGAGAGUGGAUUGUUCCUGUCCUACGAUCUCUCCCACCGAGCACUUCACCGAAGGUCUCCUUCCUCCAGGAGCAAGUUUCUCGCCUUCUAUGAACUCCAUUACAAAGGACAACCCCUGAAAUUCAACCUGAGCCUCAACAACAACCUCCUGGCACCCGGGUUUGUCAGCGAGAGGCGAUAUGGGGGCAUUGCCAGCGCCAAGAUCCAGCCUCGCACCUCCCACUCCUGCCAUAUGAUCGGGGAGGUUCGGAGCCGGGCGCUGCCAGGGGGUCUGGCCGCGCUCAGUACGUGCGAUGGUCUGAAAGGUGUGUUUCGGCUCAUGAAUGAGGACUACUUCAUCGAACCGGUGUCCACCAGCUCUCGGGAGGAUGGAGCAGCACAGCCCCACAGGAUCUACAAGCGCCAAGUGCCUGAGCGCGGGGCAGAGCAGGGCAGGAGGCCACUGGCUCCAUGGGAAACCUGUGGUGUGCGAGAAUCUCAAGAAAGCCUGGAGAGGUCUGAGGAGCGGAGGGAGAGAUGGGAACAGAAACAGCACAGGAGGAGAAGAAUAAGGCAGCGCUCCAUCAGCAAGGAGAAGUGGGUGGAAACACUGGUGGUGGCUGACACCAAGAUGAUUGAAUACCAUGGCAGCGAGAACAUAGAGAAGUAUGUGCUGACCGUGAUGAACAUGGUGGCGGGUCUGUUCCACCAUGCCAGCAUUGGGAACCCCAUCAACAUUGCCAUAGUACGACUCAUCUUGCUGGAGGAUGAAGAGGAGGAUCUGAAAAUCUCCCACCAUGCAGACAACACCUUGAAAAGCUUUUGCAAAUGGCAGAAGAGCAUCAACAUUAAAGGAGAUUCCCAUCCCCUGCAUCACGACGUCGCAGUCCUGCUCACAAGGAAGGACAUUUGCGCGGCAAUGAACCGGCCCUGCGAGACACUGGGUCUGUCCCACGUGGCAGGGAUGUGCCAGCCCCACCGGAGCUGCAACAUCAACGAGGACACAGGGCUGCCCUUGGCCUUCACUGUGGCCCACGAGCUCGGACACAGUUUUGGGAUUCAGCAUGAUGGAAGCAGCAAUGACUGUGAGCCAGUUGGGAAAAGACCUUUCAUCAUGUCUCCACAGCUCCUGUAUGACACAUCCCCACUCACCUGGUCCCGCUGCAGCCGCGAGUACAUCACACGGUUCCUCGACCGGGGCUGGGGGCUGUGCCUGGAUGACCCCCCAGCCCGCGAGGUGCUGGACUAUCCCUUGGUGCCACCAGGCGUCCUCUACGAUGUGGGCCACCAGUGCCGGCUGCAGUACGGCGCCUACUCCACCUUCUGUGAAGACAUGGAUAGCGUCUGUCACACGCUGUGGUGCACGGUGGGGAACACGUGCCACUCCAAGCUGGACGCGGCUGUGGAUGGCACGGCAUGUGGGGACAGCAAGUGGUGCUUCAACGGCGAGUGUGUGCCUGUGGGUUACCGUCCCGAGGCCAUCGAUGGUGGCUGGGGCUCCUGGAGCUCGUGGGCCGCCUGCUCGCGCAGCUGCGGCGCGGGCGUGCAGAGCGCCGAGCGGCACUGCAGCAACCCCACGCCAAAGUACGGGGGCCGGUACUGCCUGGGGGAGCGGAAGCGGUUCCGGAUCUGCAACGUCAGGCCAUGUCCCCGUGACAAGCCCUCCUUCCGCCAGGUCCAGUGCAGCCACUUCAACCCCAUGCUCUACAAAGGGAAACUCUACAGGUGGACGCCAGUGCCCAACAACAUUAAUCCUUGUGAGCUGCACUGCCGGCCCGAGGAUGAAUACUUUGCGGAAAAGCUGCGGGAUGCCGUCAUUGACGGGACACCAUGCUACGAGAUGAAUGCCAGCCGCGACAUGUGCAUCAACGGCAUCUGCAAGAACGUGGGCUGUGACUACGAGAUCGACUCCAACGCAGUGGAGGAUCGGUGCGGUGUCUGCCAUGGGGACGGCUCCACCUGCCACACUGUCAAGAAGACCUUCGAGGACAGCGAGGGGCUGGGUUACGUCGAUAUCGGGAUUAUCCCUGUGGGAGCACGGGAGAUCCGGAUUGAAGAAGUUGCAGAAGCUGGGAAUUUUCUGGCACUGCGGAGCGAGGACCCAGAGAAGUAUUUCCUGAAUGGUGGCUGGACCAUCCAGUGGAAUGGGGACUACAGGGUAGCAGGGACCACCUUCACCUACAAGAGGACGGGGAACUGGGAGAACCUCACCUCCCCGGGGCCCACCGUGGAGCCCGUGUGGAUCCAGCUGCUGUUUCAGGAGACCAACCCAGGAGUGCGGUACCAAUACACCAUCCAGCGCCCGGCCGACAGUGAGAAUGAGAUCGAGCAGGCAGAGUUCCUCUGGCGCUUCGGCUCCUGGACCACCUGCACGGCCACGUGCGGCACCGGGGUGCAGCGGCAAAUCGUGCACUGCGUGGAGAAGCUGACCGGCAUCGUGGAGGAGCGGUACUGCGACGCGCUCACUCGCCCCGAUGAUCAGCAGAGGACGUGCAACGAGGAGCCCUGCCCGGCCAGGUGGUGGGUUGGCGAGUGGCAGAAAUGCUCGGUGAGCUGUGGCCCGGCGGGGCUGAUGAAGAGGACAGUGCUCUGCAUCCAGAGCGUGGGGCUGGACGAGCAGAGGGCCCUGCAGCAAGCGGACUGCGAGCACCUCGCCAAGCCAGCCGCUACCGCGCCCUGUCACCAGGAGAUCCCCUGUCCCUCCCAGUGGGCUGUGGGGAACUGGUCCGAGUGCUCUGCAACGUGUGGCAAUGGGACACAGAGACGCCCUGUUUACUGCAGCAACAGCACCGGGGCCGCCUGUGACCCUGCAGAAAGACCCAGCGCAGAGACAACGUGCUCCUUGCCGCAGUGCCAGAAGAACCUGGACGAUGCCAAUGUGGACUGGUCUGGCAGCGGGUCCUCCAGCAGAGAGAUAUUUAAUGAAAUCCAUUACAUCCCCAGCAACCACAUUGCUAAAUUUAACCCCUUAAUUCCAAGUAUUCCAGAGUCCAAUGAUGUCAAUAUCAUCACCGAUGAGGACUUCUCAGCCAAAAAGGGAAAUGUCUUUGUUGAUGAUUUUUACUAUGAUUACAAUUUUAUCAACUUCCAUGAGGAUCUGUCUUACUAUCCCUUCACGGAGAAGGAGACCAAAGGCGAGGAGCCCAAGCCAGAGCUGAGCACAAAUGACGUGGAGGGGUCCCCUGAGAUGCCCACUGCUGUCCUGCACCCCACUGAGCUGGAAGAAGCAGCAAGCAAGGAUCAUUCAGUGACCAAUGAAGCCAAUGCUUCUGCUCCUGUGCAUGGCAAAGGAGAGCUGGAACCUGGGGGCUUAGCCAUGAGUGACAUUCUGAGCAUGGUCCCCGAAGAUGCGGGGACAGCUGCUCCCAAACCUGCCAUCCCUUACCUCGUGGGUGAGGAGGAGGAUGCAACAGUUGUGCCCCUCUCUGAGGACCACCUGCCCACCCAGAGCACCACAAAUCAUAACUCUGCAAACAUCUACGACCACCCACCCGUGGAUGAGCCCCAUGGGGUCGUGACGAUGAGCCCUGGGCAGGGUGCUCCAGCCCACAGCCCCACUCCCUGGGCUCCUCACCUGGCCGGUCGCCCCCCGCCACUGCCCACAGGCAGGGCCAGUGCUGUCACAGACAUGGCUGAGGGCCUGGGAGAGCCGGGGAGUAGCGGCGAGGAGCGGGCGAGCAGAGAGGCUGAGGAGUGGAGCUCUGCGGGGAGAGGCCAUGAAGACUCCAGGGAAACAGUUCUUGUCAUCACCAGUGAUGCCAAUGGUGCUGCCUCCCAGUCUGAGGAGCAGGAAGGGUGGGCAGGAAUGCCGGAGGGGACAGCGGGCACGCAGGCAGUGCCGGUAGCCGAAGAGCGAGCCCGUGGGACAGAGAGGGCAGGACUUUCCCUCCCCACCCUGCAGGGACCGGGCUGGGCGGUGGGAAGGAGUGCUGACAGCAUACACCCUGCUGUGGGUCCCUAUGCCACAGGUGCUGAUGGGCCCCACCCGGGGCAGGCAGGGUACCAGCCAGAGCUCCACACUCCCGUGUCCCCAGCCUCAGCCUUCUCAGUGGCCACCACAGCCUUGCCAGCAGCAGUGUCCCUGUCCCCCGCCAUGCCCAGGCCAGCCACCCAGCUCACCUCCAGCAGCCUCUCCCAGCAGGAUGCCCUGGCACCAGCCCUACCUGCGACUCCUGCUCACAGCCCUCCUGUGCACCCGGCAGGAGCAUCGCCCUCCGAAUCCCCCCCGCUGUGGUGGACCGUGGGGGUGUCGCCCCUCUUGGCGACAGCAUCGCCCCGUGCACAGCCGGCUGCCUACGGGGCCCUGCUCAGCAGCACCGUGCCAGGGGAGCACUUGCCGUCAGCAACCCCAGAGACAUUUGCUUUCAGUGAUGGAGAGCACAAGUUAUCCCAGGCCACCCCUGUCCCCCCACCACUUUGGGAAAAGGAAGAGAUGGAGAAGGUGUUGCUUCUGCCAUCAACCACCACGGCAGCCACCGCCAUCCCCAGCUGGGAGGUCGGGAACUGGAGCGAGUGCUCGGUGACCUGUGGCGUGGGUGCAAUCUGGAGGACCGUGCGCUGCAGCACCGGCAGCGAUGACGGCUGCGUUGUGGCCAACAAACCCGUCCCUGCUCGGAGAUGUUCCCUGAGACCAUGUUCGUCGUGGCGCGUGGGGAACUGGAGUAAGUGCUCCCGGAGCUGUGGCGGGGGGACGAAGGUUCGAGAUGUGCAGUGCGUCGACACCAGGGACCAGCGGCUCCUGCGGCCCUUCCACUGCCAGGCUGUGCUCUACAAACCGCCAGCACAGCUGCCCUGCCAGAGUGCACCGUGCCUGGACUGGUACACGUCCUCCUGGAGAGAGUGCUCGGAGUCGUGCGGCGGUGGGGAGCAGGAACGGCUGGUGACGUGCCCGGAGUUGGGUCGCUGUGAGGAGACGCUUCGGCCCAAUGCCACCCGGCCUUGCAACACACACCCCUGCACCACCUGGAUGGUGGGCUCCUGGGGAGAGUGCACAGCUCCCUGUGGCGGGGGCAUCCAGCGGCGCCAGGUCAAGUGCAUCAACACCAGGACGGGGCUGGCCGAGGAGGACAGCAGCCUCUGCGACCAUGAGCCCUGGCCCGAGAGCACGCAGAAGUGCAACCCCCAGGACUGCGAGAGCUCUGAAGCAGGAUUCGUCUGCGAGCGCGACCGCUUGACGUUCGGCUUCUGCCAGACCCUGCGGAUCCUGGGAAGGUGCCACCUCCCCACGGUCCGUCUCCAGUGCUGCCGGAGCUGCCACCAGCACGGGCACCACGCGGCGCCCGACCGGGACCGCGGGGACGAGCGGGCGUCCAGGAGGUGACAGGGCUGUCCCUGAGGGCAAGAAGUGCCCGGCCCCGCGAGGGCUCCCGGAGCAGCACGGCGCAGGGAACUGGGUCACAGCCAGGACUUGCGGCUCUGCCUCGUCCCGGCAAGCUGUGCGGUGCUCUUUCAGAAUAUGGGAAAGUCUUGAUUUCUUUAAUUUGUGCUACACUAUAAUGGUGCUCAAACUAUCAGUCUGAAAAACCAGGUCUGAUGUGGGCUGGGGGUGCAGGUCCCGCAGGGUCACGCUGCCACCGGGGAACCAGCGGGGAAACACUUAGGGGAAGGGAAACCAAAAGCAGCAAUAGUUUGGGGGUGACCUCUCAAAAAUGAUUGUGGUGCUAUCAUUUGACAUUUUCAGCCUCCUAAUGGUGUUGGCAGGCCAACACAAAACUCUCGACUUUUAUUAUUAUUUUUGUAUGUAUGAAGUGAGCAUCUAGCAUUCCACCAGUACAGACCACACUUUGAAUUAGUUUUUUUUUUUUCUUAAGGGACUUGAAGCUGGCAACCCAUUCCUGUAAUUUGCAUUAGAAUGUUUACACGCUGAAGUUAAACAGCUGUAAUUUAAGAAAUUGAGACAGGGCAGAGGAAUGAAGUAUCAGCUUCAGUUACCCGCCGAGCUGCGGUCUCGCGGUGUGUGCGGCAGCUCCGCACCCUUGCCCUCUCUGCUGUCUGUCUGUGCCAAAGCCACUGCCCAUGUCAUUCCAGGGACGGUCAGGGACACCAAAGCAUGAGUGAAAUGACAUGUCGGUUUGGAGCCCAAUGGUGCAUUCCCAUGCGGGUGUUUGUGAAGGAUCCCGGUGGUGGGCAGCGCAUCCCCCACCACAUCCUUCCAGCAAAGCAAAGUGCUCACACACCGGGAUUUCCGUAUGCGAUUACGGCAUAGCAGUUUAAUAGUUGGUUAAGGUGUUUUUCUAUGUUCUUACAAGCUGAAGACCUUUUUCCUGCUUAUAUAGAUUCACCUCUGUUAAGAUUAGUUGAUUCUUUUAACUAGAAUAUUUGAUACUGUACGAGGAGCGGCACUCAGCCAGCACAGCCUGGUCCAGGGGUGUCGUAUGUUAAUCUCUCCCUGUCUUAGGGAGAAUUUGCUGUUAAGUUGGUCCUCAGAGGAGAGUCAGGAGCAUUUAGGUAGGAAUUCCUUUCUGUAUGACUCUCUGGACUAUAGAGGAUGCCCAAAAACUGGGAGAACCCAAAGGCAGCCCUGUGUGUAGCCAGGGCACGGGGAAGGGCCGAGCCCAGGGCGUGUUUCUGUGUCACCUGUGCUGUCGGGAACGACGUUCCAUCCCAGAAUGGAGGAAAUGUUGUAUGUAAAACACAAGCCAUGGCUUUACCGUUUGUGGUUUAUUCCUUUCCAAUGUGGUGUAAAUUUUUUAUGUUUCGAAUGGCUGUGUUCAGUCCUGUUUUCCUUCUCACCAGCACCAUCCGUCCCGAGCUUUCAUCCCGCUCCCAGGUUUUGCCAAGGGAUGGCCUCGAAAUGUGUUGGGCUUUAAUGACUAUAGCUCUCGAGUGUGUUAAAUUAAACAGUUACUGAAGGAAA
Columba livia (rock pigeon) is the source of this 7039-nucleotide messenger RNA. It is a transcript of the gene ADAMTS7, whose product is annotated as ADAM metallopeptidase with thrombospondin type 1 motif 7. The transcript is spliced from 24 exons. Gene Ontology annotation, biological process: proteolysis; extracellular matrix organization. Gene Ontology annotation, molecular function: metalloendopeptidase activity. Gene Ontology annotation, cellular component: extracellular matrix. Lineage: Eukaryota; Metazoa; Chordata; Aves; Columbiformes; Columbidae. The record is from RefSeq and is a predicted model, not a curated record. Bases 65 to 5503 code for a protein of 1812 amino acids.